This is a messenger RNA of Penicillium digitatum Pd1, 774 nucleotides long. RefSeq lists its product as uncharacterized. The record is from RefSeq and is a predicted model, not a curated record. Lineage: Eukaryota; Fungi; Ascomycota; Eurotiomycetes; Eurotiales; Aspergillaceae.
AUGGUAAUUCGCCAUGUGACACCAGACAUUGUGACCAUGAGUCUGCCAUUCGCACGGUUCGGACACAUCCAGUUCGGCGGGCGAGGGACGCUAGUCAAGCUUGCCACCGGCUCUCUUGCAGUAUUUUCGCCCGUUAGUCUAACACCCGAAGUCCGCGAGACAGUCGAAUCCCUUGGCGGAAAUGUCAAAUACAUCACGGCACCAGAUAUCGAGCACCACCUCAAUAUCACCCCGUGGAAGAAGGCGUAUCCGCAAGCAGAGAUUCUGGCCCCAGAGGGUCUUUAUGAGAAGCGGCAAUCGAACCCAGAGUUCCAGGACACUCCGUUCGAGCAUGUAUUCAAGAAAGAUGAUCAACUGCCGCGGUCGAUCUCGAAGGAGUUUGAUGCUGAGUUUGACAGCGAGUAUGUGUACGGCCAUGGGUCGCGUGAGCUGGUGUUUCUGCAUAAGCCCACGGGCACGGUCAUCGAGGCAGAUCUGCUCUUUAACCUGCCCGCUAAGGAGCAGUAUUCCAAGACCCCCGAGGCGGGGACUAAUUUCCUCACAAGGCUGAUUGUGCCGCUGUUGUCCACCAAACCGCCGGCUACAUGGCACAGGCGGUUUGCCUGGUACAUUCUCUCGUCACAGGAUCGGACAGCGUUCAAUGAGUCCAUGAAGAAGAUUAAUCAGUGGGAUUUCGAUCGUUUGAUUCCAUGCCAUGGUGAUACCAUCGAUACUGGUGCCAAGGAGAUAUUUCGCGAUGUGAUGGCAUGGCACUUGGACCGGAAGAACAACUAG